GAGUGCGUCCUGCUGCAAGAUAGCUGUGGGGACUGCCCAGGGCAGCAAGCUUGCCAGCAGGUGCUCGGUGCAUGAUGCAUCCCUCUGUGUUCAAUAGAAUGCAUACGUCCUGUGUGACAUGACAAGCAGCUGGCUGGCUGGCUGAUCGUGACUGAUCGUAGUGCCCCGGAGAUCGGAGAGGAGGUCACUACCCCGCGACGCACGGAACAUAUCGGCUCUUCUUUCUGUCGUGUAUAUAGCUCAGAGCCUGGGCCCCUCCUGUCCACCGGCCACGCGCACCAUGACGGCAAGCUCGCACACGCAAGUGACGACAGACUCGAGCGGCGGCGCUAUAGCUGUGCCCGCCAGCUCCAAACUCAGUCGCAACCCAUCCAACUCGGCUGCGAUCCAGCCUGGAGGCAAGACGCUGAAGUACCAGGACAAGCUACCGCAUCUGCCCAUUCCUCCGCUCGAGGACACAUGCAAGCGCUAUCUGAGAGCACUGGAAGCGCUUCAGAGCCCCGAAGAACAUGCGCAGACGAUCAAAGUCGUCGAGGAUUUCAAGCGAGCGGGCGGCGAAGGUGAACGGUUGACCAAGCAGCUGCAAGCGUAUGCGGAGAAGCGAGCGAGCUACAUCGAGGAAUUCUGGGAUGAUGCUUACUUGUCGCACUCGGAUUCUGUCGUCCUCUCUCUCAACCCUUUCUUCAUCCUCGAGGAUGACCCUACACCCUCGAGAGGCUCGCAGCUCAUGCGAGCAACCUCUCUCGUCCUUGCCUCGCUCGGCUUCAUCCACGAUCUACGCACGGGCGAGCUCGAGCCAGACAUGUUCAGAGGCACACCCCUUGAUAUGUACCAGUACACUCGACUCUUUGGCACUUCGCGUAUACCCACAAAAACGGGCUGCAAAAUGCAAGUCGAUCCCGAAGCUCGUCACAUCGUCGUCAUGCGGAGAGGUCAAUUCUUCUGGUUCGAAGUGCUCGAUUCUCAGCAUCGCCCCUGCCUUACCGAACGCGCCCUCUUGCUCAACUUGCAAGCUAUCAUCGCAGAGGCAGACAAGACGCCGCCCAACCAGGUUGCACAGGGCGCGAUCGGCGUCCUGAGCACGGAGAACAGGAAAGUCUGGGCAGAUCUUCGCGAUACGCUCAGUAGCGACAAGGGCAACAAGUCUUGUCUCGACGUCGUUGAUCGUGCACUGUUCAUUCUCUGCCUAGACGAUGCUCAUCCUGACACUGCUUCGGAGAUGUGUAACAACAUGCUUUGUGGCACUUAUAAGCUGGAGAAAGGCGUCCAAGUUGGCACAUGCACCAACCGCUACUACGACAAGCUGCAAAUCAUCGUCGCAGCAAACGGUGCGGCUGGUGUCAAUUUUGAGCACAGCGGUGUCGACGGGCACUCGGUCUUGCGUUUCGUUGCGGAUGUAUACCUCGAGUUGAUCCUGAGAUUUGCAAAGUCGAUCAACCCCCAAGCAGGCACACUUUUCAAAGCUCAGACAUCGCCCUGGGCGGUCGGAGGCGGUAAGAAGCCCACGCCCAAUGGCAAGGCGGCCGAGGAUGGAGACGAAGAAGAGCAUCCUGACACAACGCCCAAGAAGCUCGUCUGGCAUCUCACACCCGAGGUCAAGACGGGCGUUCGGUUCGCAGAGACACGGUUGAGCGAUCUCAUCUGUCAAAACGAGGUCGUCGCCCUCGAUUUUGACGGGUACGGCAAGAACUUCAUCACUCGACAUGGCUUCUCGCCCGACGCUUUCGUUCAGAUGGCGUUCCAGGCUGCUUACUUCUCACUUUACGGGCGUACCGAAUCAACGUAUGAACCUGCAAUGACCAAGACCUUCCUUCACGGUCGCACGGAAGCCAUUCGAACGGUACAGCCCGAGUCUGUCAAGUUUGUGAAAGCAUACUGCUCAGAUUCACCAGCUAGAGACAAGAUCAAUGCCUUGCGCGCCGCAUGCAAGACCCAUACCGAGCUGACGAAGAAGUGUGCCGCUGGCCAGGGGCAAGAUCGCGUGCUGUACGCAAUGUACUGCCUCGCUUCGCGCGAUCAGGACGGUUCUGGCUCGUCGCAUGACUCGACUUCGGACGAAGAGCACCGCAAGCCCCUUCCAGCGCUGUUCCGCGAUCCAGGCUAUGCGACUCUCAACCACACGACGAUCAGCACGAGCAAUUGCGGUAAUCCCUGCUUGCGUCUUUUCGGUUUCGGUCCCGUUGUGCCAGACGGGUUCGGCAUAGGCUAUAUCAUCAAGGACGAUGCCGUGUCCAUCGUUGCUUCGAGCAAGCAUCUACAGACACAACGUUAUCUGGACACUUUGCGGGCUUACUUCCUCGAUUGCCAACGUCUGAUCUUGCAGCUUCAUCGCCAAGCGAAUGAACGUCCUUCGUAUUCUAUGGGCAGCGCCGGACACACCAAUGGUAUCGACACUUCUGCUGACGACGAGGAUGAGACGAGCGGGUACGGGUUCUACGAUGUGAUCGACUACAACGCAGUCAAGAAAGAACAAAAGUUGCGCUACGCGCCUGUGGGCACGCGGCUUCAGCUCAACGAGUACUAAGUCAUGUUCAUUGUAUCGUGUCAUUAUGCAUCUGUUCG
Messenger RNA from Mixia osmundae IAM 14324, 2562 nucleotides. RefSeq lists its product as uncharacterized. The coding region runs from base 281 to 2524 and encodes 747 amino acids. Lineage: Eukaryota; Fungi; Basidiomycota; Mixiomycetes; Mixiales; Mixiaceae. Gene Ontology annotation, molecular function: carnitine O-acetyltransferase activity. Gene Ontology annotation, cellular component: mitochondrion. The transcript has 7 exons. Gene Ontology annotation, biological process: carnitine metabolic process. The record is from RefSeq and is a predicted model, not a curated record.